UGAAGUUGGGUGCAAAAGAAUACAAUUAAAUCCUCUGUCGAGAAAAAACGAAAUGACUUUCCGAACAACCCGAUAGGUACCCUAAGCUAGUUCAGUUACUCCAAAAAGUGCUGUUUACAUUUCUACAAAAGGACGAAGAAAGGAAUGUAUGUAAUUUAUAUUCGCUUAAUAUAACAUUAGUACCUAUAUACAUGAGAUACAAUGAGGUACUUGUAUGCAGCUUGCAUUUUAUUUGAAAUAAUUGUCCCUACCACACGUUACGUGCUUUGUAAGUAGUUAGAGAUGAAUCAAUUAUUAGAAUCACAAUCGACAGAAACUAGUGCGUAACUUAGCAAGUUGAAGUUCUUUUAUGUAUGUCGCCAAUAUGGUUCAGUUUAAUUGCAAACUACUGAAACUUGUCGUUUCAAUUUACGUUUUGUCCCGUUUUUUCGUAAGUUUCCUCGUCGUCAAAGCCAAAAAUUGCGAGAAUGUCGACGUUCGAGUGAACUUGAGUAAUUUUGAAAAUCUUCGUGAGUGCAAAGUAAUUUUCGGAUCGUUGUAUAUAGUUUUGUUCGAGAUGUCUACACCGAAAGACUUUGAAAAUCUCACUUUUCCCGACUUGGUCGAAGUCAAAAAUUAUGUUAUUAUUUACCGGGUUUUUGGUCUAACUUCAAUUGGGAAACUAUUACCAAAUCUUUCGAUUAUUAGAGGAAACACUUUAAUUCGAGAUUAUUCAUUAGUUAUAUUCGAUCUCCAAAAUCUAAAGGAAAUGGUAGAUGGAGUGUUACCGUCUUACGUGGUUUUACAUACUCCAUCACUCAUACGAGGGCUACUAACCGUUUGCCAGGGUGUGGUCGUGACAGUUGAGUAGGUACCUACGUAGGUGGGUAGACGUGGUACAUCUCAUAUUUGGUGAAGUGGUGUUGAAAUGAUAUAUUUCUUAUUUUAUUCUAUUUUAUUUUAUUUAUCUACGUUUAUGUAUAACUAUUGUUUUGUUAAA
Messenger RNA from Agrilus planipennis (emerald ash borer), 979 nucleotides. RefSeq names its product insulin receptor-like. NCBI's taxonomy places the organism in Eukaryota, Metazoa, Arthropoda, Insecta, Coleoptera, Buprestidae. The transcript is spliced from 2 exons. The coding region runs from base 350 to 850 and encodes 166 amino acids. The record is from RefSeq and is a predicted model, not a curated record.